AUGGCCAUGUCAGGCUUCAUGGGAAGACAUAUACCGGGGAAAGGUCGCGGACUCAUCGCCGCCCGCGCGCUGUCCCGCGGAGAGCUCAUUCUCGCCGAAUCUCCCCUUCUCGUCCAACCACCGUCGUACACCAACGCCACGAUUCUCCGCGCCCUCUCCGCCCUCUCCGACGCUCAGCAGCGCGACUACUUCAGCCUCGCGAACGCGCACAAGGGCGUCCAUCCUCCCCCGCUCGGCGUAUUCAAGACCAACGCGCUGCCGUGCGGCGACCAUGACAUCACCACCGGCACCGCGGCGGGCAGCGGCGCCGUGUUCGUCCUCGGCUCGCGCUUUAACUCGUCAUGCGAUCCGAACGUCAAUAACUACUGGAACGAAGGCCAGGGGAAGAUCACGUUCUGGGCCGUGCGCGACAUCGCGGAGGGCGAGGAGCUCCUGAUCUCGUACGGGGAGCAUUUCGCGGGCAGGGACGCGCGCCGCGCCCGCCUGAAAAUGCAGUUCGGGUUCGUGUGUGAAUGCACGGCGUGCUCGCGCACGGACGAGGAUCUGAAGGCUAGCGACGAGCGCCGCGUCACCAUCGGGAAUCUGUAUAACGAGAUUGGACAGUACGGCGCUGUGCCUGCAGUUGGCAUUCGGAAGGUGAAAGAGGCCAUACGGCUGCUCGCAGAGGAGGGUCUCCUUGACACCAGAGGAGCCUCCUUUUACUACGACGGAUUUCAGUUCUGCGCGUCCGUUUCCGACACCAAAAAUGCGAAGGCUUGGGCGACGAAGGCCUGGGAAGGAUACUGCGCGGUGAGAGGUCCCGACAGCACCGACGCCAAGAACAUGAAGAAAUAUGUGCAGAACCCUCGCGCACACGGGGCGUUCGGGCUGUUGACGAAGAAGACGCUUUCCGGACCGGAGUGA
Messenger RNA from Trametes versicolor FP-101664 SS1, 903 nucleotides. Its product is annotated as SET domain-containing protein. Gene Ontology annotation, molecular function: protein binding. The transcript has 4 exons. The record is from RefSeq and is a predicted model, not a curated record. The coding region runs from base 1 to 903 and encodes 300 amino acids. Lineage: Eukaryota; Fungi; Basidiomycota; Agaricomycetes; Polyporales; Polyporaceae.